Molecule: messenger RNA, 3077 nt
Organism: Triplophysa dalaica
Lineage: Eukaryota; Metazoa; Chordata; Actinopteri; Cypriniformes; Nemacheilidae
Gene: kcnk10b
Product: potassium channel, subfamily K, member 10b
Exons: 7
Coding region: 75-1742 (555 amino acids)
Biological process (GO): potassium ion transmembrane transport; stabilization of membrane potential
Cellular component (GO): membrane
Molecular function (GO): potassium ion leak channel activity
Source: RefSeq, a predicted model, not a curated record
AAUGCGCCCACCCUCUCCAUGCACCUGUUCUCCAUGUGGCAGCCGGUUCUCUAACACGGAUAAACCCGAAGAUCAUGGCUGUUCAGACGAACAUAAUCCCGCCAAAGAAGGUCCAGGCCGGUGGGGUUCAGGCCAGUCUGGUUCAGGCCAGCGUGGCUGCAAUACAGAACCCGAUGGGCUGUGACACUACCGUGAACGGUCACUGUCUUCUGCCUCGUCUCUCCAUCACCUCUCGAUCGGCCAGCGUGGUCACAGGAAUAGACUCGGGAGCGGACGGAUUGGCUCCACACACAGUCAUGAAAUGGAAGACGGUCCUGGCUGUGUUCGUGGUGGUGGUGGUCUAUCUGGUUUGUGGUGGUCUGGUUUUCCGUGCGCUGGAGCAACCCUUCGAGAGUAAUCAGAAAGACAACAUCACACAAGAGAAAGCCUCGUUUCUACAGAGGAACCCCUGCGUCUCCCCGGCAGAGCUGGAGGAUCUUAUUAAGCAUGCGGUGGAUGCAUUCAGCGCUGGAGUGAGUCCCAUUGGAAACACAUCCCAUAAUUACAGUCACUGGGACCUCAGUAGCGCAUUCUUCUUCGCCGGGACUGUCAUCACCACUAUAGGCUACGGAAACAUCGCUCCCAGCACCGAGGGAGGAAAGAUUUUCUGCAUCCUCUACGCCAUAUUUGGAAUCCCUUUGUUCGGCUUCCUGCUGGCUGGCGUCGGUGAUCAGCUCGGCACCAUGUUCAUAAAGAGCAUCUUAAAGGUGGAAAAGAUAUUCAGGCAGAAACACAAGCAGAUCAGUCAGACGAAAAUCCGCGUCACCUCCACCAUUCUCUUCAUUCUGGCGGGCUGUAUCGUGUUUGUCACCAUACCGGCGUUUAUCUUCAAACACAUCGAGGGCUGGAGUACUUUAGAAGCUAUAUACUUUGUUGUAAUAACUCUGACCACGGUCGGCAUUGGAGAUUAUGUUGCAGGUGGUGACCGUGUCAAAGAAUACAUGAAAUGGUACAAACCUCUGGUGUGGUUCUGGAUUCUGGUGGGUCUGGCGUACUUCGCAGCCGUUCUCAGCAUGAUAGGAGACUGGCUCAGGGUUCUGUCCAAGAAAACGAAAGAGGAGGUGGGGGGGUUUAAGGCUCACGCAGCUGAAUGGAAGGCAAACGUCCGAGCAGAGUUACGAGAAACACGCAGACGUCUCAGCGGCGAGAUCCACGACAAACUCCAGCGAGCCGCCACCCUCCGCAGCAUGGAGCGCAGACGUCUGGGUCUGGAGCAGCGCGCUCUCUCGCUCGACAUGCUCUCGCCGGAAAAAAGAGCGGUGUUCGCCAGCCUGGACACCGGCCGCUUCAAGACCUCCUCUCAGGAGAGCAUCGACACCAAACUCAACAACCUCCGACUCAAAGCUGAGGCGGGCGGACAGCAGAUGUCCUCAGACGAAAACAUCUUCAACCGCUUCGGCUCGCUCACUAAACUGGCCAAGCGCAACAGGAGCAAAGAUCUCCGCAGGAACAUCCCAGAAGACACGGCCAGAGCCGGCGAGGUCGUCAGCAGUAACAGCAGCAACAUCACACUGGGAGAAGACAGAAGAGAAGAAGAAGAGGAGACGACGGCAGAGGAGAAGACGGAAAAAGAGGCAAACACCAGCUUCACCUGUUUGCCGCACUAUUCAGAGGAAUCCAAAGAGCAGAACGGUUUCGCUCCGGCUCAGGCCAAAGAACAAGAGAGAAACAAAAGACUCGAGCAGAAAGAACAUCAGCCUUAGAAAGAGCGAAGACAGCAGAAGGCAAAGGGUUAAAGAAAUCAUUCACCUUUCUUCUGAAGAAGAACCUGAAAAAAGAAACGACAUCGGAAGCGGUCAACAUCGACAAACCAAUGUCUUUUCAUUUCUCAAGUGGGCUGAAGUCAGCUGAGAGAAACACAUCCUUUAAAAAACGUUUACGCAUUUGCGGACCCUGUUCUCCAAAGCGACUUGCAUUGCAUUGUCCUUUACAUUUUUUGUUUCUAAAUAUGUGCAAUCCCCUGGGAUCGAACCCACAACAUUGCUCUUACCACUGAGCUACAGGAAUAAAAAAACAUGAGUGGGUAUUCACAUGACAAAGUGUUUUUACACAGAGAGGAAGCUCAAGUGGGUUUUGGAACGAAAACGUUUCAUUUCAGGGUGAAUUUUUUCUUUAACCGAUGUCAGAAAAUGUGCCUUUCUAUUCCUUGACUUGUUGCAAUGAACUGCUGUUUGCGUCCAAAUGAACCUUUCCAAAUUGCCAAAAGGACACACAGAGAUGAAAUGUCAUUUUACGCGAAACUACUGUACAGGUUUUCACAACAGGAGAACUCAAACAUCGACAAAGACUCUAUGGAUUGGGUUUGGCUGACGGUAAACUAAAGCAUCCUGGGAAUGAAAACCCUGCUGCUCUCGUGAAUCAGAUGAAUCUUGGAUCUGUGACAGAUGUUUCAAGAGAAUCAACAUAAACUUGUAAAACAAUUCAGAUUUGGGGGACUGAAGAGUUGGAGGUGUUUAUGAGCGUGUCUGUUUUAUGAAAGGAGUGUUUGGUGUUUAAUGCUUGUGAAGCUCAACAUGACAGGUUGUUCGUUUCAACAAGAACAUCAUUUAGGUUCAACCCUCAGUUUAUCACACAGAGAUGAUGUUUACAGUAAUGCAUUUACAAUAGAAGUGUGUGACGUUACACGUGAUCAACACGAGAACCAGUGACUAAUCAUGUGUGUGUAUUGAUACCAUAAACAUCGACAAACAUUAACAUCGGUUUACACAAAACCAACAGCAACAUCCUAACACAUGUGUCCUCUGAAGAAAAGUCAAUUGUACACUUUUAACUCAAGCACUUAACAAGGAUACAAGCCGCAUAUCUCUUCUGUACAGUAAGUACAUUACGGUAAACAUGAUUGUUAAACAGAGCUUUCGGUCUAUUAAACGCCGCGCUCACAUAUCAGUAAUGUGUUAACAUAAUAAUCCAAUGUCUUGUUGAUAAACAAGAUGGUUGUGCAGAUGAGAACGAGAGUGAAAGCUGUCUGUACCACAGGAUGGAUUCAAGCUGUAAAACAGACCUCAGGGAAAAAUAAUAAAAGGAAAUGUGCCCCUUUA